AUGGACGUGGAAAUGCAGAUGGAGGCUCAUGGAUUGCCAACGCAAUUCAGUUCAACCUCAGAGCAGCCAGAGGAGUCUCAUAUUGCUGACAACCUGGCCGCGUCAAUAUCAAAUUCAGAGGCGACAGUGAAUCCAAAUCCACCGAAACAGCCUGCAGUUGACGCAGCGCAACCAGACUCAGUCAAGGCAGUGCCGGACGCAGUUACAGAGGCAGUUACAGAACCAGUAACAAACACUGUCUCUGAAGCAGCCCCUGAAGUGGCGCCUUCAGUUUCCUCUGAGGCAGCGCUGCCACCACCACCUGCCACAAAUGGAGUCACAGAUCAUCCCAGCGAACCUGUCCAGGAACCCCCUACCGUUGUUCCCGAUUCGCAACCUCAAUCUUCAGCCGACAACCAAUCUGCGAACAUCCCAGUGGCGACAUCAAUAUCGGAAUCCAACCUGACUGAAUCUUUUAUUCCCUCUUCUAUGCCCGCAGAGACCCAGUCCUCGGUCACGCCGUUGGAGACAAGUCAGUCAACCAUGGAUAUUUCAGAACCCCCAACGCUCCCACCCGAGUUGCCGGUAUCCGAUCUGCGUACUGCGCCGCACUCUGAUGCACUGACUCCAAAAGCUGUGGCAAAGGUCGAGGCCCAGAAACAUGAGCUCGACAACUCUGCUGACCUAACCACCUCCCUCAAACCAGAGGUUGCCAACACUUCAUUCCAAACAGUGCCGAUCGUCGAUUCAGCCGCCACAAACAUCGGUCUUCCUUCCCCACCCGCGCAAUCCCCCCCUCCGGCACCACAAGCAGAACCUGCGACUUUGCCUGACCAGAAGCUCUCAGAUCGUUCUACCGCGCAACCAGAGCCGGAAGAAUCGGUGCAGGUCACAGAGUUGGCUCCUGCAGUGGAAGAACCCAGGGAACCCGCGCCAACACCGGCCGUCCCUGCUCCAGCUGAGCCCGAAGAUCAAGUGAUGACAGAUGCGUUGCCGCAACCGACCAAGCAGGUUCACGAACGCGAUGAAGACGCCGAAGAUGCAGAGCGUGCCUCGAAGCGCGUUAAGACAGACGAACCCCGCCCGCUGACUGAAGAGCCACAAUUCAAGAUUCCGGAUGUACCUCCACCCGUAGUGUCAUCGCCAGUCACAGCUAACGGCGACACUGAAGCUUCCGCGGCAGUCACGGAGGAUGGUGACGAUUCGGUUACACCAGCGCGCCUGGCACACAUGAAGAAAGUGAUUUCCAAUCUAAAGAAGAGCAAUGCGUCUGGACCUUUCAGACUUCCGGUGGACUAUGUCGCACUCAACAUCCCAACAUAUCCAGAGAUCAUCAAGCAACCCAUGGAUCUAGGCACAAUUGACCAGCGGUUGAAACGCAACGAAUAUUCGUCGGUGGCUACAUUCGUGGCCGACUUUGAACUGAUUGUGCAUAACUGUUUCACUUUCAACGGGCCCGAUCACGGAGUCUCACAACAAGCCAGAAAAAUGAAGGCAUCGUUUGAUGGCCAAAUGAGGAACCUGCCCAAGGCCAGCAUCGAAGAGCCUUCGAAAGAGGUUAAGAAAGCAGUCAAGAAACAAGAACCGACGAGAACAGCGCCUCCGCGACGACCGUCCGUGAGUACAUCUACGCCGAAUGUCGGUGCAGCUAGUUCACCCAGCUCGGCCGCUCCCCCAACUCCUGCUUUCGCACCGAAUCCUGAUGGGAUGCCUCUGAUUCGACGCGAUUCGAGUUUGACAGAUGGCCGACCCAAGAGAGCCAUUGUUCCCACUAAGCGUAACUCCGAGUUUGGAGGCGGCAGACCCAGGAAGAAGAAGUAUGAGUUGCAACUGAAGUUCUGCGAUGAAGUUCUGAAGGAGCUCAUGAACGCAAAACACUGGCAAGCAAACCAAUACUUCAUGUAUCCCGUGGAUCCGGUGGCCUUGAACAUCCCAACAUACUUCCAGAUCAUCAAGAAGCCGAUGGAUUUGACAACGGUGAAGACCAAACUCCAGAACAACGCUUACGAAAAGGCCAAGGACUUUGAGGAGGACAUCCGGCUAAUAUUCAAAAACUGCUACAAAUUCAACCCUGAAGGCGACUUGGUCAACUCUUCUGGUCAUCAACUGGAGGAUUUGUUCAACAAGAAAUGGGCGACGAAGGAUGACUGGCUUGCUGCGCGGGAACCACCAUCAGUCACGCAAUCGGAUGUGGAUGACGACGAAGAGGAAGAAGAGGAAAGCGAAGAUGAAGCGGAGGGUGAUAGCGAAGAGGAGCGGAACGAAAAGAUCAAAAAGCUGCAGGCACAGAUUGAGGAGAUGUCGAAGCAGAUGGGUGAAUUGACGCAAAAGAAGGUCAAGAAAUCCAAAUCGCCGCCCACGAAGAAGAAGGACAAGUCGAAACCCAAAAAGGAGAAAUCCGAGGGCGCAGUCUCCAAACCCAGCAAGGACAAGAAGGAAAAGAAGAAACCCCAAUCCAAGAAGCAAGAGAAAGACCGAUAUGUCACGUUCGCCGAGAAGCAGUACAUUUCUAACGGAAUUGCCAUGCUGCCGGAGAAACAAAUGCAGGAAGCCUUGCGCAUCAUUCAGCAGAGCGUCCCAUCCUUGGCCAACAGUGAUCAGAACGAAAUAGAGCUGGAUAUCGAGGAAGUCCCUAACAGCGCACUUCUGAAGCUACUCGGCUUUGUCAAAAAAUAUGCCGGUCCCCCUCCAGAUGAGCCCAAAGUGGAACAUGCUGCCGAGGCCUACCAUGCGCCGGCUCAUCAGAAAAGCAAGAAGAGCAAGCCCAUGAGCAAACAUGAGCAGGAGGCACAGAUUGAGGAGUUGAAGGGCAAGCUGGGAGCUUACGCCGGACCCAUUUCCCCCAAUGCCGUACCUUCGAUAGAGACGGGCGACAGUAGCGACGAUGACAACUCAGAGGAGAGCGAGGAGGAAUAG
Molecule: messenger RNA, 2895 nt
Organism: Fonsecaea nubica
Lineage: Eukaryota; Fungi; Ascomycota; Eurotiomycetes; Chaetothyriales; Herpotrichiellaceae
Exons: 2
Coding region: 1-2895 (964 amino acids)
Biological process (GO): regulation of DNA-templated transcription; chromatin remodeling
Cellular component (GO): nucleus; chromatin
Source: RefSeq, a predicted model, not a curated record